UGUGUGAUCGGCUAAACGCUGCAAAUGAGUCAAUAAUUAGCGUCUGUGGCGCCGUAGCAGGGCGCAAUUGCAAAGAUUUGCAGCCUGAUUUUACCGCAAAUUAGUGAAUUUAGGCUAACCAGGCUACCAUUAUCUGUGUGUCUGUGGUUAUUAUGGAGGGACUGUUCAAGAAAAUUAUCAGCAUGUUAAAAGUCUGUCCCAGCACUCUAUUAACGCACAUUAAAGUGUUGAAUUUGGGUUAUAUUACAACCUCCUGCGGCUGCCCUCCAUGUCCAUCGGUCUUCCUUUGUAAUACAAAUGUUUUAAGCCCAUUCAUUCUCUGCUCUCCCAGCUGUCGCCAUGUGGAUAACAAAGAUAGACAUCUGAACAAGUGCGUUUGAGAAGCUAAGAGGCUGAGAGCCAUGCAGAAUCCAACCCAGAUGAACAGCGGGCCAAAUCCUGUGACCACAGCAACCACGGAGCAACCACUGGACAGCGAGACUGAUGGGGCUCAGCCAGCACUAAGUGAACCAGAUGCACAAAAAGAUGGGUGUAAAUCAACUGCUCUUGUUGAGAAUCAAACAGUCAUCACAUCACAUGGGAAUGAACAAACAUCAGAUACACCUGCAAGUGUGGCAGUCACACAAACAGCAGUGAAUAAGUCUGCUGUUCAGUCACUGGCUAAGCCCUCUGGCAACACCAGAGAGAUGGAGACGGACUCAGGUUCAAAGCCAAAUGCCCCCACAGAACCAGCAUCUGAUACAAAUACAAAUCCUGGAUGUGAGGUGCAAGAGGCAAAGAAACAGGAUAAAGUUGUUCGUGAUGGUAGGAAAUAUGUUCCAUCCAAGAAGGCCAUGAUAGAUCCUCUGAAGAUGGACAUGUCAAAGCCGCUGGUUAUUCCGCUUACAUCGUCUCAGCUCUCCCUGCAGUGCAUCGAGUGCCACAUAAUCUUCAGUGAUCACAAGAGCAAAGAGCGUCACCUGAAGUUGAGCCACCCAGCAGAAUAUGAGCAAUGCAUACUGAGGAAUGCGCUCUUUGCCUGCUACGUUUGCGACCGCCACUUCACAAACUCCACCGAGCUCAUGGCCCAUCAGAAAGCCCACACAGAGAAGAAACCCUUCAAGUGUCCAAUCUGUAGCCAGGCCUUCAACAAGUCGUCAGGGCUCACCCUCCAUAAAAAAAUUCAUUUUGGCCAGGAUGGUUAUGCCUGCACGGACUGUGGCAAACCAUGCAAAACCUUGACAUUGCUGAAGUACCAUCGGCGCACACACACUGGAGAGAGACCGUAUGUUUGCAAGGAGUGUGGGAAGAGGUUUAGCAUGUCCAAAGCGUUGCAGAAACAUAUGGUGUCACAUUUGCCAGAGGGAGCUGAAGGAGAUCGGGGCAACACCACAGGCAAAGCGCAGCUGAAGAAAAAUGAUGGUGCUUCUACAAUCAAGUACCCCUGUCCUGUAUGCAAGGCCACUUUCAAGACUACCAAAACACGGCUACAUCACAUGAAAACCAAGCACAAUUUGUCACCUGCAGAAUCCAGUAAGACCCUUCCAGCUGGGCAGCAAGUGAAACUAAGUACUCCAAUCAUAACUCCCAUAUCUAUUUGCCAACCAGCAUUACUACAGGUGGAGCCCAAUGGACCUCUCCAAAAGGUUGAUGCUGAUAUCGACACAGAGCAGAUUCGCAGACUUAUUGAAUCUUUGGGAAAUGUGCAGAAAGUGAACCAGGUUGUCAUAUUGGGGCAGGUGCCACCUCAUGCCCCACCACUGGAAGUGCAGCAGAUAUCAGAACUUUCAGAACCAGUAACUCUGAAUCCACCCCAGAUAGAUUUCACAGGACUGAAACAGACAGGACCAAAGACUAUAGAACUGGAUUUUUCAAACAACUCGUGUGAUCCAAUGGAACAAACAAUUAUACUUGAGCCUAUUACGCCAGAUGGACAGUUGGAAAACCCCUCGUUAGGUUCCCACAUAGCAGCAGUGGAAAAUAUUGAGCUAACGCUUGUUCAGAGUGAACAAACAGAGAGACCUGAGGGAGAGAUGGUGCAUCAGAUUCUUCAACAGCCUGAGAUUAAUGCAAUUCAGGCUGUUCCCAUGGAUCAAAUGGUUUGUCAUAAUGAGGGAGAUGAGCUCAAACAAAACCUUGAGCAAACUGUCAUAUUAGAACUUACCCCCACCUUGAUACCAACUGUGGAGCUGGAACAAUCCCAAAAUGUGCAACCAAAUGAAAUCCCAUCCACCUUAUUGGUACCAACUACUGAGCUGGAGAAGACUCCUGAUCAAACUGUAGAAGGCAAGCAGGAGACCAACUUGUCAGUCCCAACAUUCAUGCCUACAGUUGAGCUGGAAAUGACACCUUUACAAACAGAACAACAGGAGCUUCCUGCUUGCCCUUUUGUUCCAUCAGACACACUUACACAAACUCCAAAUGAAUCUGAAACUAAUCCCAAAGAAGGGGCAGAUUCACAGAUGCAAACGGUAAGUCUAGAUCAGGCCCACUCAGUGACAGAUAGUGCCACACCACGAGAGCCACCUGAGAAGACUGCACAAGAACCAUCUGAGGAACUGCUGGUAGAAUGCAAGGAGGGUCAGCAACAGGUGGAGAACUUGUCUGAAGUAGAGGACACUUUUGCUAAAGAGAUGGUCUCAUCACAAUUAGAGACCAAGGAGGUGCCACAGAUCUCAGAGUUACCAGUAAAUGUAAUGUCAGCCCAAGAACUGGUGAAAGUACGGAAAAGAAAGCCAGCCAAAGCAUUUAUCUUUCAAGGGUAUAUGCAAGAACUCAUAGGGUCCAUACAAAAUGAGGAUUUACUAAGUGGUGCCAAACCUGCCAAACGCCAAAGAACAAAAAAAUCUCAUCUUGUUGUUAAAUUUGGUCCACAAAGUAAAGAGAGGAAAAAUAAAAAACAGAAGAAGCAAUCACAGCAAAGCCAGUCAACCCAGGAAGAAGCUAUAAGAGGUAAAACAACAAAUCUCUCAGAGAAAAAGGUGUCCUCUCAGAAGAAGGGAAGAAAAGGGAAAAAAGACAAGAAAGCAGGGCAUUCAGUAUUGACAACUGACAUAAAAUCACCUUCACCUACCCAGGACCCACACAUACCUCAAAUAAAAGAGGAUACAAGAAAAAAUAAAAUGAAAAAGCAAGAAGAUGUGGCUGUGGCCAUGGAGGAUGUUCGGCCCAUAAGUGAGAACAAGGCUGUAGGCUCACCUGUAUUUAAAAAGAAAAAACAAUCAAAAAUAAUGCAAAAAGGUCAGUCCAAUAAUGCAAAGGAUGGGAAGAUGACAAGUAAAGAGCGAAAGAAAAAGGGUGCAAAAAUUUGUACAAAAACAAGCACCACCUCAGCAGACAUACCUGGCCCACAUAUAACACAAGAUUCUCUCCUUCUGCUGAAAGGUCAUAAACAGCCCCAGCUGAAAGUUUACAAGUUAGACCCUUCAAAGGCACCGGGGCAGACACAAGAGGCUUCACUUCAUGAUUCCCAAACGUCAAAUAAUCUCACAACUGAAGGUAAGAAAAAAGGAGGGAGACCCAAAAAGAACCAGAAAGCUCUUUCGUUGCUGUCCUCUCUACAGAUCCAACAUCAACCACCUGAAACUCUGCCCAUCAAGCCAAAGACCACCCGGAAACGGAAAACCUCCUCUAAAGUGGAGACUGAAGGAGUGAUAACGUCCUCUCAUUCCAAGCGUGCCUUAGAGUGUAAGGACUGUGGAGAGAGAUUUAGUGAAGUCUCAUCCCUUCAGAAGCACAAGGCGACGGUGCAUAUCAUAGAGAGUCCUGGUCUCACUUACACCAAUGGGAACAUCUUUGAAGGGGUCUCCAGGUUAGAUCUUAAUCAGCUUCCAAAGCAGCAUGAUAGGGUCAUUGGGGUGAUGACUACUGCUACAGAUUGGGAUACUGAGCCUGAGAUGGGGGAGAUGGCAUUAGAAGACAGAGACCGAAGUGUCUCUUUUCCUGCUUUGAUUCCAUCUCCAUCUUUACCUGUCCCACCUACCGAUGUUGAAGUGAGUGGUUAUGAAGACAAGGGUGGAGACAAAAGUGGAAGAGAUAGUCAGUCUCUUCCCUUUCCAGAUGUUCCCUCACUAUCUGAUCAAAUGAAAAAUAGUCCCAAUUUCUCAUCUGAAUCCCCUUUAAAUACCUCUACCCAGAUGAAGAGUCCUGAGGCAGGAGAGCGUUUGGUGCCAGAUGAGGACAAGAGAGAAGAAGGUACCCUGAAGAAUCCCAGCUCAGAAACUGAAGUCCAGGCUACCACAGAUGAAGACAUCAAGGAGGAUUUACUUCUUGAGGUAGAUUUAAUCACUGUUGGGGAGCAGAAUGAAAGAGAUGAUCUAGCCUCACCUCAAGACAGCGUUUCCCAAAAUGAAUUAAAUGGAACCUGUAAUGCUGACACUGGAAGCACUGAAACACUCAUACGUCCUGAUCAAGUUGAUAAUGAAAAAACUGAAAAAAUUCCAACUUCUCAGACUGUGUCAUGCGCCACUCAGCAAGUAGAGAUCAAGGAAGAGGAGGAAGAGGUGUUAGUCCAGAAGAAAAAAGAAGGAGGCAAAGGAGCUGCAACAAGGAAUGCUUCAAGGGGUAGGAGGAAAGGAACAGGACGUCUAAAGAGGGGUAUGAUAUCAAGGAGAAAUUUGGCUGCAGAUGCUGUCAGAGAAACAGAAUCAGAGAAAGAACAGGAUGAUUGUCUGGUAGUUUUUGAAAAACGUGCCAACGCCUCUGAUUCAGAAAUGAAUGAAGGUGAGACCUGCACACAGACUUCACAGCCAGAGAUCAGUCCUGAAUUUGAUGCCAACAAAAGUACUUCUCCCGCCACAUCUCUGCCUUCCAUGCACUCUACAUUAGAGAAAUCUCCUGAAGAGCAAGUCGUGUUUGAGCUGGAGUCUGUUACCACGAAUGUUGAGGAGGUAAUGAAUGAAAGAGGACUGCUAGGAGGAGAGGAGAGCAACGGGGAGACUGACCAGUCUCCAGGCAUCAUACUUGAGAAGUUCCUCACCUCUAGCCAAAGAGUUACAGCUGAUAAGGAGCAAUGCUUGAUGACAGUGAGUAACAAUCAAAGACAGGGUUUGGACUGCAUUGCAGAGAAUGAGGUACAGGGCUUUGGGAGCCAGGAUAUCAAGGUUGAGGAGAACAUCUCAGAUCUACCUCUGGUUGCACCCACUUGUCAAAAUAGACAAAGUGCAAGUGUGCAGCCACAGCCCCACCAUGACAUAAGGACUGUUCUGGUGAAGGAGGAGAGCAGCCUCAUGCUGAAUGACACUCAGGCCACACAGGGCUGCAGACACAUCCGAUGGAAUGUGGAGCAAAUAAACAUUGAAAACACCGCCAGUCCAUUAAUGGAGAUUGGGGAGACAUGUCGUGUCACCCCUGACUUCAACGCCAACCAGUGUAUCUUCUACCCAGUGAAGGAGGAAGAGAGGGAGGUUCUGCUGGGAGCUGCUCAAACUAACAAUAGAAGUUUAACCACAGAGGCAUCCAUUGAUGCCCAACAGACAGAAGAUCAAACAGCGGAUUGUAAUUUACAUGAAGGGAACCAUGCCGCACAAGACUACCAGGAUACGAGAGUGAGAGGACUAAUGCCAGAAUCAGCUGAUGACUUUGCAGACGGAGAAGCUGAAGCAGACGCUGAGUGGCAGCAUCCACCAGACCUGCAGAGCUUUCUUCUCCACAGUUCUGAUGAGGAGGACGUGGGAAGUUUUGAACUGUCUAAUCCUCACAUUGACUCAGAAGCAGAAGCAAUGGCCUAUUUCUACAAGAACCAAACCAACAGCUCACAACCACCAGAUGAAACAUCACAAAAUUUGCCAACUUCAUCCAGCCAGCUCCAAGCACCAAGACUGGAAAACGAGAUCAAAGAGCCCAUUGAUUACUUUUCCAAGUAUUUUGGUUGGGAUACCUGGAUGGAAAUCGCCCACUGCACAGACAAAAUGUCCCACAUGCCUAACCCUGUCACAGCCAGAGAGGUGGCGCAGUUUGUCGGGAUCCACAUUGCAAUGGGAACUUUGAAGUUUCCCUGUCCCAAGCUUUACUGGGAGGACUUUACUAAGGUGCCCUUGAUUGCUGAAGCCAUGCCACUUUCCCGGUUCCUUGAGCUGUCAGGCGUGUUGAAACUAGCUUCUCCUGCAAAGACUCCAGUCGACAGUAACAUUGGGGAAGAAAGAAAUGAUAGUGACUAUCAAAAUGUACAUCGAGGUAAAACUCUCUCAAGCAGGCAAAGUGAAAUUUCUCAGCAUGGUGACAGGCAGUGCCAAGGGAAUACACCGAAUGUCCCGAACAGUUCAAAAACACAGAUGGAUCCCCUGUGGAAGGUUCAGCCAUUAUUGUGCCGUUUCCUUGAAGGCUGCCAGUCGUUAAGACGAGAGGGUGAUUCUGCAGUUGAUCAGUAUUCACUUCCUUUGACUGGCAAGAUGCACAAUAACAAGCUGUCUCUCUACUGUACUACAUUAAUUGGAUUUGGGGGUUUGCUCUUACAUGUGGAUCUUAAACUGGAUCUCUCAGACAAAGAAGAUGCUGUGGAAAAAAUGGUUCCAAAAGGCAGUAUGGUGUUUCUUUGCAAGCAGGAACUCUCCACCCCUGCGAUGCUCGAACGCCUGUUAGUCGCUGGGAUUCAUGGUGCAGGCAGGGUGGGAGGAGAAAGAGGACAGAUCGGGGAUGAGUUUGUAAGCUCAAAUGGGAAGCUGAUGUUACGCAGAUCACACUGUGGCUUUAUACUUUCUACUGCUGGAAAUGGUCAGAGAAACAUGGCCUCACUCAUUGACAACUUUGAGAAGGCCCAGAUGUCGGCUCGUCUCAACAGAGAUUUGCAAAACCUCUACUCUAUCCCUCUCACUGCCUCAGCUCCAACUUGCUGGCCUCAGGCAGUGCUCUGGUACCUCACAGAUCUGGCUUUGGUCAACUCUUGGCUCCUGUACAGACAGGAUCACAGGGCAGCAUCUGCACCUUUGACGCUCAUGGCCUUCAGAUUGGAGGUGUCCAAGGCUUUGAUCCUCUCCAGCAGCUCAGACACCCAGGACUCAGUUCCCCCUCAACCCCCCACAGAGAAAGCUCAUGCAACAUAUGAAACCCCCAAUCCCAGCCUAUUAGAGGAAAGUCCUCUGCCAGAUGCAGCCACACGGUACGAUGGUUUGGGCCACUGGCCUGAGCAGCUCGGGGAGGGAGAAGGUGGUAGGUGUCGCUUUGGGGACUGUCAGAGAACAUCUCGAGUGCUAUGCCUUAAGUGCUGUGUCUUUCUUUGCAUCUCACGCAACCACAACUGCUUUUUAAAUUUCCAUAAUCAAGGAAGUUUGGGAAAACAAUAACAUUCACAACAGAUUUGACCCCUUAUUGUUAACGUCUUGCUUUCUGAUUCGGAAUGUAACUGUGCUUUUGGUGAUGAAUCUAAAUGUAAACCCAGCUAAUCAAAAAGUAGUAUCAUCUCUGUCCUUACAACUUUUCCAUGAUGCCUUUCACUGGCAGUGUCACACUUUUGUAGGAUAAUUAUGCUGCAGUAUAAAAAAAACAAUUGCAUUGUGAUGUGGCUUGUGAUGUCAUUGAGCAGGUGUAAAAACGAAUUUGCCUUCAGAAGGAAAUGUGAAAAGAGUCAUAGCCAUACACUUUGUGCUGCAAAAAAAAAGUGAAAAUUAUUAUUUUUACAUUGCAGCCACCAUGAUGUUUUUUUAUUUUUUAUUUUAGCCUGACCUAGUUCACAUUCCAUGAGGAGCUUGUUUUUGGCUCUAUGAAUUUAAACAUUAUUUAUUUCAAUUUCAGAAAACAAUAAAAGACAGGUUUAAAAUU
Messenger RNA from Thunnus maccoyii (southern bluefin tuna), 7734 nucleotides. RefSeq lists its product as uncharacterized. The coding region runs from base 402 to 7259 and encodes 2285 amino acids. Gene Ontology annotation, biological process: proteolysis; regulation of transcription by RNA polymerase II. Gene Ontology annotation, cellular component: PcG protein complex; transcription regulator complex. Gene Ontology annotation, molecular function: RNA polymerase II cis-regulatory region sequence-specific DNA binding; DNA-binding transcription factor activity, RNA polymerase II-specific; aspartic-type endopeptidase activity. The record is from RefSeq and is a predicted model, not a curated record. The transcript is spliced from 10 exons. Lineage: Eukaryota; Metazoa; Chordata; Actinopteri; Scombriformes; Scombridae.